CCACAAUCUGUCUCGUUUUUCUCAGAGCACAGCGCUGCUCGUAGUUUUUAACAGUUCUCCUUGAGACUUGAGUGGUUAACCUGAGGUGUUUUCGUUGAACAUGGCAUCUGGGGUACCAUAUGAAAUCAGAGGAUCUCUCCUCCAGCAGAGUUAUCCCCCUUCUUCCAGCCUGUUAUCCCCACAUGGACGUAUAACUGGGGGCUCAGUGGCUUCCCUUGGCCUAUCCCAGCUCUCGUCAGGGUCCUCCCACCCACGCCUCUAUGGAGUCCACAAAUCUCAUGACCACUACCAGAAGAAGUACCGCCGACUUAAGAAACUGAUCAAACAGUUUGUGUUUAUUAACGCUGGGGUGUGUGAUGAGGUGGUUCGAUUGGAGGAACACAUCGCCAAAGCCAAAGAGGAAAGAAGGUUUCUGCUACGUAAGGUGUUGCAGUACCAGUCUCAGACAGAGGCUGCCUCACUCACAUGUGGUGCCCGCCCCAUCCCCCCAUCUCCUCAGCCAGGGUCCCUCAAGAGCCCAGGGGCCUCCUCCACCAUGUCCCUGGACAGCAGCACUGACAACAUCCCUGCGGAGAAAACUCCUGCCAGCAAGAGAAAGAAGAAACCAGCAGACAAGGCUUUGGAUAAGGCAGAGAAGAACAGGGUGGCCAAAGAAUUAAUGGAAUCUCUCAAGGCUAAACCAAAGAAGUCAAAGUCUCAGGGUGGUGGGAAGAAGGUUGUACCCCCGAUACCACUGGACACCCUUGGGCGACCCGUCUUCCCUUUGUGCCUGGGGAACCUGACUGUCCAUAGCCUAGGGGAGAUAGUGACUGACAGGCCGGGCUUCCACUCCCAAGACUACAUCUAUCCCAUUGGCUUUUGUAGUACCCAGGUGUAUGCUAACAUCAAAGAGCCUGAUCAGUCAUGUCUGUACACCUGUAAAGUGUCUGAAGAUGACCUCGGUGACCCUCAGUUUGAAAUUUCCCCUGAGGAUAGCAGUGAUGAGGUCAUGACAGGCCACACCCCAGACGAGUGUCACAUCCUCCUAUUACAGGCUAUUAAUCAGUCUAUUGGCCGAACAGUGGUUGAUCUGAAUCAGCGUAAGGGUGGGGAGUUUUUUGGCUUCGGUCACCCUGUGAUACAGAACCUUAUUCAGAGCUGUCCGGGGGCCAAGAAGUGCUCUGGGUACAAGUGGGUGAGGUACGAGGUUAGUAAGACAGCCACGUUGUCCAGCACCCCACAGACGGACCCCACCCUACAUGUGGAGGCUCUUCGCGAGAAGAUCUCCACCGUGACCAACUCAGCCCAAAACAAACAAGAACCGAUGAGUGUUCAGCAGGGGUCAGCCACAGAGGCAUCCACCAGUCUUCGUUCUCUGCUGACCAGCGGGCCAGGAAAGGCUCCUAAAAAGAUGUGAGGGCCAAUUUUGGUGUGGUCAUGUACAAAGUGUGAGGGCUACAUUUGUUCUUAAAGUGUAAAUACAGAUUAAAGCGUAAAGACUGUUAGGCAAACUGUGAGGACUGAGCUAAUGGAUGCCAGGCAGAUACUCUGAAGACUAAGCUGAAAGAGGUCAGUUAAAACUGUGAGGUUUGAGCUAUUGGAUGUCGGGGCACAAGCUGUGGGAACUGAACUUGUGGAGGUCAGGCACAAACUGUGAGGACUGAGCCAGUCAGGCAAAAAAAAGUGAGGGUUGAGCCAUGGAAAGGCAGUCACAAAAUGUGGGGGCUGAGCCAGGGAAAGCCAAGCACAAGCUGUGAGGACUGAGCCAGGGAAAGCCAAGCACAGACUGUGAGGGCUGAUCCAGGGAAAGCCAAGCACAAACUGUGAGGGCUGAGUUAGGGAAAGCCAAGCACAGACUGUGAGGGCUGAGCCAGGGAAAGACAAGCACAAACUGUGAGGACUGAGCCAGGGAAAGACAAGCACAAACUGUGAGGACUGAGCCAGGGAAAGCCAAGCACAAACUGUGAGGACUGAGCCAGGGAAAGCCAAGCACAAGCUGUGAGGACUGAGCCAGGGAAAGCCAAACACAAACUGUGAGGGCUGAGCCAGGGAAAGCCAAGCACAGACUGUGAGGGCUGAGCUAGGGAAAGCCAAGCACAGACUGUGAGGGCUGAGCCAGGGAAAGCCAAGCACAGACUGUGAGGACUGAGCCAGGGAAAGCCAAGCACAGACUGUGAGGGCUGAGCCAGGGAAAGCCAAGCACAAACUGUGAGGGCUGAGCCAGGG
Liolophura sinensis is the source of this 2205-nucleotide messenger RNA. RefSeq names its product transforming growth factor beta regulator 1-like. Gene Ontology annotation, cellular component: nucleus. The coding region runs from base 101 to 1396 and encodes 431 amino acids. The record is from RefSeq and is a predicted model, not a curated record. Gene Ontology annotation, biological process: regulation of cell cycle. The transcript has 10 exons. NCBI's taxonomy places the organism in Eukaryota, Metazoa, Mollusca, Polyplacophora, Chitonida, Chitonidae.